Peronospora belbahrii is the source of this 2208-nucleotide messenger RNA. The record is from the annotation of a GenBank genome assembly. NCBI's taxonomy places the organism in Eukaryota, Oomycota, Peronosporomycetes, Peronosporales, Peronosporaceae.
AUGCCAAGGAUGGUAGACGUUAACGUGCAGACAGAUCCAUUACUGCCUGCAACAGUAAUUGGUGUCGAGCAGGAUAUUUUAAUUGGUGAGCGUGUGCGGAAAAGUUUCGGAUCACGGACGUUCUGGGGUUCCGUGGUCAGUUGUUAUUGGAUUUCAGGAGGUUUGUUCUAUAAAUUAAGCUUUGAUGAUGGUGAUGUGGAUAUUUUAUCAUCCGAUGAAGUCUUGCAAGAUAUUGCAGCAGCUCGAAAACAUCUGAAGGAGAAUCAAAAUGUGGUGGCAAAAGGGGUCUCAAUUGAUGAAACAACCAGUGUGGAUGAUUAUUUUAUGACCAUGAGACGUCAUAAUUUGAAAAGAAGAAGAGAUGAUGCGGUAGGUUCGACCGCUAUUUGUACUCGGCGUGUUCAUUUAUGGGGUCAGAGACUCUAUGCAUCCAUUUAUACCAAUAUGCAGAAUGAAACAUUUAUUCGAGAAAUGCUGAAAACAGAUGAUGGAGAAAUGGGAGAGAUGGAAGCUACGGGACAGGUUGAAGUGGGAGAUAUUAUCUUGGCAGUUAAUAAGACGAGAGUAUUGGGUAUGGCAAGUGCGAGACUAGCAGAACUUAUGAGGAAACAGAAACGCCCUAUCACGUUAACGUUCUAUCGGCCACAGCAUUCCGAGACUUCCAAGAAACUGCAGGAACAACACGUGAAACGGUCUUUAGCUUCGUCGAAAGUGCAUGAUGCGAACGCACAGACGCCACCGAUGCAGCAAAAUUCAUUACAAGUACAAGCAGUGCCGUUGACUCACCAUGCUACCACAAUACCUCGACAAAAAGCUAAUGCGUCGAUGUCUGGUGUGAUGCCGUCGUCAUCUAGCGCUUCUCUGCUCACAUUUACGCAACCUUCAUCUAUGGUUGGAAGCAUAGCUGACCCGUUGAUUCAACAAAGUAGCAUGUCGCAGACACAUGGACUAUUGGCUAAGGAGAAAUUAAGGCAAAGACUAAAUCAGAACAGCAUUAUGGCUGCUGGGCAAACUAGCUACAUGCCUGGAUAUCCGACCACGGGCAUAUUUGGUCAUCGAAACGUGGUUUCUGCCUGUGGUGUUUCUCCUGUUCACGUUGGUGCGCGUCAACCUCAUCAGGUUCAAAUGAUGCAAAACGUUAACAACGCUGCUCCAGUAAGACUUGCAUCAGGAUCCGCUGUUCCUACCGCACAACUUGCAAGGCCUAUUCGGCCCGCUCCGGUAGACCGCAACCACGGACCUACUCAGCGACAACAUACCGUUCCAGUGGCUUCUAAUCAAGCGUGUCAGGUGAACGCAGUGCAUGGUCCGAGUGGUCAUAUCAGUGGGCAACGACAACCCAGCGCUUCAACAACAAAGCCGAGUAAAGAACCAAAUAAGUCUUCUGUUGUCUCGGUUGUCGGACUGGGGCGACAAUCUACCUCGUUGCAGCCAGAGAAAGGCCAGCCGGAAGCAUCGACUACUUCGCAGAACACUUUCAGUCAUAAGCUUACAAGCGAUCAAAAUUUUGUCGUGGGCACCUCAUGCGAAAAUGUUACUACUACAAGUACUUUGGUGUCGCCGACACCCACUAUUGGCACAAGCAUGGUAAAGACACGCGACGCCGAAACAAUUGCAAGACUAGCUGAGACAGAUUCUAAGGCUGCUGAGCGCGCCAUGAGCCGUGCUAUUCUCACAGCUUCAUUGGUAUCACCAAACAAAGCUGCACAGAAAGUGAUAGGAGGCACAACUUCGCCCUUGUCGGCAAGUUCACCGGGUGAUGAAGACCAAGCGGCGACAAAGUGCAAAACGUCAGGCAGUUCCGACUCAAUGUCGUUUCUGUCGCCAAACGGUUCUAGCAUCGAGGCUAGCAUGCUGCCGCAUCGGAAUGUGCCAGCAGGGGUCCCAGCAAACAAUCUUGCUGAAGUUAAGUCAAAUGUUAGCCUCAUGACCGUGACUGUAUCUCGUCGCCGGUUGUACCUUACUUUAGGUUUCCAAGGUAUCUUCAUCGCUGUCACGUCUUUCAUUCUAGACGAGUUUGGCCAACCUGGUGAAGUUCAAGCAAGCGGCAAGGUGUUUAUCGGCGAUAUAUUAGUACGUAUCAACCAAAUCUCUAUAUCUGCUGGGUUGACGCCUGGUCAUGUGGCUAAUAUUGUAAACGGAUCGCCCCGGCCUAUGACACUCUGGUUCAAGCGUGCAUCAUGGGAUAUUCUAAAUGGCAAGGUGUAG